Molecule: messenger RNA, 2505 nt
Organism: Aspergillus glaucus CBS 516.65
Lineage: Eukaryota; Fungi; Ascomycota; Eurotiomycetes; Eurotiales; Aspergillaceae
Product: NCBP1 family protein
Exons: 7
Coding region: 1-2505 (834 amino acids)
Biological process (GO): nuclear-transcribed mRNA catabolic process, nonsense-mediated decay; mRNA export from nucleus
Cellular component (GO): nucleus; nuclear cap binding complex
Molecular function (GO): mRNA binding; RNA cap binding
Source: RefSeq, a predicted model, not a curated record
AUGGCCGAUUACGAGCGCCGCCAUAAUGGUCCCCCCAGGGGUGGUGGACGCAAGAGGCGUUAUAGAGACGAUGACGACUUUGACCGCCGUCAGCAACGUCGAAGAUAUGAAGAACCUCUUUCUGGCAGAGUCCGAAGACUGCUAUUCACGAUUGCGGAAUCGGUCGUUCGAAGGGUAGAGGACGAUGUCGCGUACAUUGCAAAGACCGUCGCGGAGAACUACGAGGAUGAGGAAUUGAGGAAUACUUACAUCGACGCUACCAUUGACCUCGCCGUCGAGCAACCGUUGAAGAUUCCCUUCGUCGCGGCCACGGUUUUGGUUGCCAAUAACCAGAGGUCGGAGCUUGUGGCCGAGGUGCUUCAGAAAGCUAGCAGCACUCUACAAAAUUUUAUCAAUGUCGGUGCUUGGAGGGAAGUCAAGCUUCUCGUGCGCUUUUUUGGUUGCCUUCAAUUCAUCUUUGAGGGUGAUGGGAUCUUUCCGUUGUUGGAGGAGCUGUUCGCGCGCGCGGUCGAUCAACAGACGGCGUCUUCGGAAGACUUGCUAGGGCUCGAACUGGUCAAGAUCAUCCUUUUCACUAUCCCCUACGUGAUGGCAUCUCCGGCAACCGGCUUUGAGGGCCACGCAAACGCUCUUCUCGAAAAGACGGACAUUAUCGCUUCCACUCCCCAUGCGCUUGUCGACCUGGUCAAGCCGUUUCCCAAGGAAGAUGAAGAGCCCGUCGCUACACCGAGCAUUAUUAGUCUCCUCCAGACACAACUCCAGGCCGAGUCCAGUCGGAAUUGGGAGUUGGUGUGCCUUCCUCGUCCUUGGAACAUCCCGCCGGAGGGAGAGGAGGAACAGGAGCCUUUGGAACCAGGGACAAGACACGCUUUCCCGCAAAUCACCGUUCCCAAUCCUGUCCCGAAUGGUGCCAGAGCAAUCUUCCCCGAGGUUUAUCUAUCGGUAUACGCAAACCAGGAGGUGGAAACGGUGCCGCCGUUGUCUGAUAUCACGUCCUCAUUGUUGCGCGAUUCCCUGGUCGACACCAUCAACCUCCUCGACUUCAACCGUAACGCGACCGCCAAGAUCCUGAUCGAUGUCGACUGCUACUUCACGCCUCAUACUUUUGUGAAGCGCGCGACGCCCUUUGACCGGCUCCGCGAACUCCCCCAGGACCGCCCAACAUGGAAACCGGAAGACGUUGCUGUUGACGCAGUGUUCUCUCAACUAUUCCAACUCCCAACGCCGGAGCAUAAGCUCGUCUACUACCACUCAGUGCUCACUGAGUGCUGCAAGGUCGGGCCUGCUGCUAUCGCGCCCAGUCUGGGGCGUGCGAUCCGUUUUUUGUACCGAGGCUUGGAGGUGAUUGAUUUGGAUCUCACUCAUCGGUUCUUGGAUUGGUUCUCGCAUCAUUUGAGUAACUUUGGUUUUACUUGGAAAUGGAGUGAAUGGGUCGACGACCUUGAUCUCCCCAUCGUUCACCCCAAGAUGUCUUUCAUUAACGGGGCCAUUGACAAGGAAAUCCGGUUGAGUUUUGCGCAGCGCAUUCGGGGCACCCUUCCCGAUCCUUACCAAGACUUGAUUACUGAAGGAAAGGAGAAGGAUAUCCCUGAUUUCAAGUACUCUGUAGACACUACACCGUACGCCAACGAAGGCAGAGAACUCAUGCAACUCAUCCGCAAGAAGGCUGGCGACGAAGAAGUUCAACCGAUCAUCGCCUCGAUCGAAGAACAAGCCAAGGAGCACGGCGUCGAAGACCCCAUGCUCCCAUCCACCGACGCCUUCGUCACCUCCAUCUGCUUCGUCGGCGCCAAAUCCCUCUCCCACGUCCUCUCCUGCAUCGAGCGCAACAAAGAACGCCUCCUAGCAAUCGGCCCACAAUCCUCCCGUGCGCGCAAUCAAAUCGUCACCUCGGUCAUGGAAUACUGGGCCGACCAACCAGGCAUCGCAAUCAACAUUAUCGACAAACUCCUCAACUACACAAUCCUCACCCCCCUCUCCGUCAUCGAAUGGGCCCUCGUCGAGAACCUCACCGCAGGCAACAUUCUCGCCAGAACUGAAAUCUACGAAAUGGUUGCCGCGACAAUCGGCAAAGUCACCAACCGUCUCCGCCAGAUCGUCGCCGCGCGCAUCCAGCCGGGUCUCUACGAGCCCCAGCUCGGCGUUAUCGACGACACCCUCCACCGCGAAAAGGCAGACAUGCAAGCCCUCUUCAAGGUCACGGAGGACUCGCUCGUCUCGAUUGCCAACGGCAGUAAUGAUGAGCAGAUGGAGCGUGGGGACGGGAGUGGUGGUUUGCCGGAGGAUGAGAUUCUGAGGCAGUGGGGUCACCGCUGGCUUAGGGUUUUCCGGCGGAAAGCUGCGGUUGAAGAGGCGUUUAUUGCGGAGGCUAUGGCGGGUGCGACGCCGGUUGGGACGGUUGCGCCGCCGCAGCCGGUUCAGCCUGCUGCUUCUGCUGGUGCUCCUGUGCAGGAUGCUAAUGAUGGGGAUUUGGAUGUUGCGGAUGCUGAUGCGGCGAGUCAGUAG